CGCUCAGCAUAAUAGGUGACCAGGUCGCACUGCAGGUUGCUCAACACCCUGUACUUUACUUUUCUUCAGUCAAGCAGACAUAUAACGCCAUCUACGUCGCAGAGAGCGCUUCUGUAACGCCUUCUCACUAGUAAUAUUGAUCUGCGCGCCCAGCAGAAAUGAAUGACAGGCAAGCACAUUAUCCGUUUGUUCCAGCCGCAUCGUUCUGAAGACUUCCCCACUCGAAGUGCUCUCAAGUAUAAUCCUUCUCAUGAAUCUUGCGACAUGGAAAAACAGCAGCUCCCAGACUUGGAAAAGGUCGAGGGACUGAUUCCAGAAUCGGAAGAGGAAGAGGAAUUAAAUCCCAACGAAGCUGUUCUUGAGACACUUAUCGUCGGUCUCAACUGGACACUGUACUCAGCUUUGAUAACCGGGUCAAUUUGGUACAACGCGUCACCACUAGAUUCCCCUGUCAACGAUGGUGUCCCUACGCACGAUUCCCAAACGCCUUCACUACGUUAUAAGCUCUCGUGCGGACUCUUCUUUGUCGGCAGCUCACUGAGUUUCUGCGUCGCAUUCCUCAUCAUUUUGGGCAAGAUCCUGAUGCGCCAGCACACGCUCACUCUGAGGCACCCGCCUUUUGGUCCUCGUAGCCUCCCCAAGUAUAAGGUUCAACGUCUACGCGCGAUACCGGCAUCCAUGCCUGCAUGGUUCAUAAAACUUCUGAAGUCACUGCAGUUUAUCUUUCCAUUCAUCCAGUUUACGAUUACCAUGACGCUACUCGUGCUCGGUGGUAUUCGCCCUUCCAAAGCUUAAGGGCCCUUGCCAAUUUUUCUUUGACUCUCUUGACCCAAGAACAAUUUUUCAUAUCGUCUAAGGAAAAUUAUGUUUACCGACGUUAUCCUUCACCCCGAGGCUCCAAAUUUUUAUUGUUAAAUGAACCGUGUUGGCUCUUGAGCUUGAGCGAUAGUCUUUCCCGGGCCAGUUCUAUUUCUUUUCACUGUAUUCACCAAUCACCAUAUACGAUCUUAUUUUAUGUACAUUCAUUGUAUUGUCAAACGAUAUAUAAAUCAUCAUGAUAGAAACGAA
Molecule: messenger RNA, 1068 nt
Organism: Suillus plorans
Lineage: Eukaryota; Fungi; Basidiomycota; Agaricomycetes; Boletales; Suillaceae
Exons: 2
Coding region: 163-795 (210 amino acids)
Source: RefSeq, a predicted model, not a curated record